Messenger RNA from Phialemonium atrogriseum, 2984 nucleotides. RefSeq lists its product as uncharacterized. The transcript is spliced from 4 exons. The coding region runs from base 145 to 2496 and encodes 783 amino acids. The record is from RefSeq and is a predicted model, not a curated record. Gene Ontology annotation, molecular function: protein binding. NCBI's taxonomy places the organism in Eukaryota, Fungi, Ascomycota, Sordariomycetes, Cephalothecales, Cephalothecaceae.
AAAGUGCGUACCGGUGACUGGUGCCAAUCUCCCUCUGUCUGGGAUGACCGCAUCGUAAACUGCCGGUCCUUGUAAAGCGGCCCAAGCAAGUUCAUUCCACCGCUUCUCUGCCGCCUUGAUCUUCCCGUUACAAUUUCACACGCUAUGUUGGAGGCGAGGAUAGCUACUAUUUUGGCGGUGUUGGCCUACGCCCUCGUUGCCGACGCACAGGCAACAUGGCAAGCCAACCAGGUCAACACCACUAUGUGCUAUUGGGAACAGCUGCGAGCGGCGGUCGUUCGAGACACUGUAUAUCUCGACGGCGGGUAUCUCUGGUGGCUCCCAGGUCUGUCGGAUGGCUCGUACGGAUCCAUCACCUCUGACUACAAUCCCCUGGGCAUAGUCUACACGCUCAACUUUAGUGUCCCAUUCAACUUCACCCAGAACAUAACCGCCAUCCUUGGGACAAUGUCCAAAGCCCCAAAUGGGGGAGCGGCGAACAACCUUGCGCCGAACUACUUUGAUGGCGCCAUGCUGGCUAACGACGGGGAAUGGUUCCUCUAUGGUGGUAUGCUGAGACAGACGGCCGCAUUCUCGCCGCCGCACUUGGACGAUGUCACUUCCUAUCAAGCAUAUCAGUACGGUGUGCAGAAGGAUGGCUUUCAUCCCGGGUUUGUGGGCGACCGCUUACCCUCUGGGAUGACUCGGUAUCUUGCAUACGGAGGAGCAGCGAGUGCACCUUCGGAGAAUAAGGCUUGGUACUUCUCCGGGAUGCACUCCCCAAGCUGGGGCGAGAUUUAUACUCCCAGUCUCAACGAAUCCCAGACGGCGAUCAACGUGUCCAGCACUCUCAUAACCUUGGACAUGGCUAUCCAGCAGAAGGAGAGCUGGCACAACGAGACCUUGCCGCCGACCGUUCAUGGACGCGCGAAUCCAGAGCUCGUCUGGGUCCCAGUUGGCUCACAAGGCAUUCUCGUUGCAUUGGGCGGCGUCGUCUAUCCCGAGUUCGUCUCGAGCGCCCACCAGUCCAGCAAUGAGGCCGCGAGCGAGAAGGAGAGUCCCAGCUUCAUGUCGGCCAUUGACAUCUAUGAUGUUGCAUCGGAUACCUGGUAUCAGCAGCCUACUAGCGACGGCCCGGGAGCGCUUACGCGUGGAUGUGCUGUCGUUGCGACAGCCCAGGAUUCCUCCAGUUUCAAUAUAUAUUACUACGGUGGCUACGACGGGUUGCAUGUGACCGAGGACUUCAAUGACGAUGUCUGGAUCCUCUCACUUCCCUCCUUCACUUGGACGAAGGUGGCAGCAGGCAAGGCUGGUCACGGUCGGGCCGGGCACAAGUGUUUCGUGCCCUAUCCAGACCAGAUGAUGAUCAUUGGAGGCUCCGCAGCCUUGAAAGCUCCGACGUGCGUCCAGGAUGGCAUCAUUCAAAUGUUCAAUCUCACAUCCGGAGAGUGGAUGACUGGCUACGACCCAGCCAAAUGGAGCAAAUAUGGUGUCCCGGAGGUUGUAUAUCAGAAGAUUGGCGGAAGCGCAACUGGAGGAGCCAAGAAGUCGGCUCCUUCGCCGGCGGGUUGGGCAUCGCCACAGCUGUCCAAGGUAUUCGACACCCCCUAUCCGGCGGCGAAGAUUACAACGUAUUAUCCCUACGCUCCAGCGAGUUCCAACAACGCGACAAACCCAGAGUAUCAGCCCAUCAAGUCGGGAUCGAGCAUCCCCUCAUACCUUCCUCCGCUACUGGGAACGAUAUUGGGCGUCAUGUUUCUCGCGCUCGUCGGUCUCGCCAUCUUGAUUUGGCGAAGACGAAGGCUCUUCAAACUCCGCGGCACAAGCGAAAGCGGCACGGAGGAUAGCCGAGGAAACCGGAUCAUAUCUUGGAUACGGGGUCAGCCCAUGGAGGCCAAGGCUCCCACUGUGACCACAGAGGACGGGCCGGUGAGCCCAGACACGGAGAGUCCUUCCGACGCUCAGUUAUCUCCCUCACAGGCGACACAGGUGACUCACCACGAGAUGGCAGACACACAUAUCGCAGAGCUCAUGGACACCUCACCCCGCGCCGAGCUCCAAGACACGGGCCUAACCCCCGUCGAGAUUAUAAACAAGCACUCCCACUUCGCCCCACGCAGCACCCUCCUCCACUCCUCCUCCCCAGACAACCCCCACCAUCACCCCAGCAGCAGCAGCAUCUCCGCGACAGACCGCUCCAGCACCUUCUCGGGCGCCGGGCCCUCGCCGUCCUCGAUCCGGCCCGACUCACCGCCCCUCGGCCCCGGACUGCCGGCCCCGCCCUCGCGCCACGCCGUCGCGUCCGGCGUCUCGGAGCUCAGCGAGCGCGAUCGCGCGCACCUCAGGCAGGUCAGCGACGCGACGGUCAGCUCGGCGGGCGGCGGGUCGCCGGCGGGUAGCGGCGGCGGCGGCGGCGGAGCCGGGACGGGCGCCGGUCGUGCGGCGGGGUCGGGGGUUCCGCCGAGGAGGAGUAUAUUCUUUGAGAAUGAGGAGGACCUUGGAGGGAGGGAGGGGUGAUUUGCGAGGCUUGUGUGUAGGGGCGGGGGGGCGUGUUGUAGAUGCCCCUGUGAGGAUGGGGAAAGGGAGAAAGGGGCACGUUGUUGUAUCUCGAGUAUUUAUAUCGGCGGUCUUGGAGUUUCUGGGCAGUAGUUCUGGGGGAUGUGGGGGCCGUGCUGAUGAGAAGGGAGGGGAUUGAGUAGUUGUCGGCAUAUAAUACGGGCGGCGGCGUUCGGGGUUGAUACGUUAUGGGCUGGGUUCCCAUGGACACACAGGGGUAAUCAAGGAGACUGGCUCGGACGGUCUUAUUUGGUAACUGAAGUAAUUGUCUAGUUCUCGAGCAGCAUGGGCAAUCAUAAAAUAUCGCCGGAUGGCGAAUCUACUCGCUACCUGUUGAUGCAUAGAGACACGUGAAUAAAAGAGAAUAGAGUAAGUGGAAAGGGGGCAAUGGGACGACGAGUUAAUGAGUUCCUGUAGUGGCCAACAUAGGCUCAACUAUGUGACGCCCC